GAAAAAUCCGGAGGCGUUUGAGGAGGAAUCUGCAAAUGCUGGAGCACGCCGCUGCUGUACUUCGGCUAAAAUCUUCCUUCUUCCAAUAAAGAAGCUAAAACAAUGGGAGUGACUGCUCUGUGGCAAAUCCUCGAGCCUGUGAGACAACCUGUCCACCUGAGUAGUCUCAAAGGCAAAACACUUGCUGUUGAUUUAAGUUUAUGGGUUUGUGAAGCACAGACUGUUAAAAAGAUGGUUGGAGUAGUUACCAAGCCACAUCUCAGAAACCUAUUUUUUCGGUUCUCUUUCUUCACAUCAAUGGGAAUUAAACUAGUGUUUGUCAUGGAAGGAGAGGCCCCCAGGUUGAAAGCAGACACCAUGAGCAAGAGGAAUGAAGUGCGCUAUGGUCCUCCAAAGAAAGCUGGAGCUGCAAGAACAGGGAGAUCUUUAUUUAAAGCCAUGUUAAAAGAGUGCCUUGAACUGCUGGACUGUUUAGGUGUCCCUUGGGUUCAAGCAGCUGGAGAAGCCGAGGCAAUGUGUGCCUACCUAAAUGCAAAAGGAUAUGUUGAUGGCUGCAUUACCAAUGAUGGAGAUGUUUUCUUGUAUGGAGCUCAAACAGUUUAUAGGAACUUUGCCAUGAAUGCUAAGGAUCCACAUCUUGACUGCUACACAAUGUCCUCUAUUAAGGAGAAACUUGGUUGUGACAGAGAGUCUUUGAUUGGGCUAGCAGUUCUUCUGGGCUGUGAUUAUCUUCCAAAAGGAGUUCCAGGAGUUGGGAAAGAACAAGCUUUAAAGUUAAUUGAGACUCUGCGAGGUCAAAACUUACUGCAGAGGUUUGAGCAAUGGAAAGAACAAUUUCAGUAUGAUGAUAAUCCACCUUUGGUUGUUAAAAGAGUAAUUCACUGUUCAGAGUGCCAUCAUCCAGGGUCUUACAAGGAACAUGAGCAGAGUGGAUGCAAAUUCUGUGAAAGCAUGAGAUGCUGCAAACCCAGUGAUCCCAAACACUGCUGCCCUUGUGCAUGGCAUCAGUUGGAGCGAGUGAAACAAGCAAACGCAGUGGAGGACAGUAUCAGAAAAAAAGCCAAGAGCUGUGAGGGYUUUCCAUUCUCCGAGGUUAUCCAAGAGUUUCUUGUAAACAAGAAUAAAUUGAUCAACCUAAAGGAAUGUCGAAGGCCAAAUUUAUUGUCCUUUCAGAUAUUUGCUUCAGAGAAGAUGGAAUGGCCCAAACAUUAYGCUUGUAAGAAACUUCUAGCACUUUUGACACGUUAUGAUAUGAUCCAGAGAAAAUCUGGAUACAUUGACUCAAAACAACUGCAGGCAAUAAGGAUUGUUAAGACACGUGUUAAAAAUGGAAUUCCUUGUUUUGAAAUUGAAUGGCAAAAACCAGAACAUUAUGUUGAUCCAGAAGAUGAGCCUGUGGAGUUGUUUGUAGCUACAGUAGAAGAAGAGUCUUUAUUUCAGGCUGCUUAUCCUGAUAUUGUUGCCCUCUAUCAAAUCGAAAAGUCAGAAGUUCUUCAGAAGAAACAGAAAAAAAGGAAAGACAAACCAGAAGGAAAGGAAUUACCAAAUGCUUAUGAUGAAGUUACCAAUCUCYUGUCUCAAAUUAAUUUAAAGCCUACAUACAGAGUUCUUUCUGUGCAACACUCCACAUCAGAUACAAAAGCUCCCCCAGAAGAUCAGACACAGCAGAGAAGUACUGGAUCAAAAGAUGCAGCAUUAGCUGCAGCUUCCUGUGUAACAACAGUUCAUAUGCCAGCAUCAGCAGCUGCUCUUGCUGACUCAUCCCUGCCCUCACAAUGCACUGAGUAUUCAGGGAUAUCAUCCUCUUCUUCUGUACCAGCUGAUCUGCAACUGGGCAGUGCUGAUGGGAARGGAGCCUCCUUCAGCUCUUCACCAGCCUGUGGAGGUGAUGACCAUGAUCCAGCAGCUCACUUAACUGCCUGCAUAAAACACUCACAUCCACUGGGUCACAAACCAGUAAGAAAUAGCUCAGAAUAUUCUGAUGUUACUCAGUCUGAUACACAUUCUGAUAGUGAAGAUGAUUUGGUUUCAAGUGAUGCUAUGGGACAACUUCAUAAGUGGUCAUUAAGCGAGCGAAUACUUCAAAAAGUUCCCAUUUCAUCACAGCCUUUGUCUGAAGAUGUAAUGCAAGUGGAGUCUUUGAAAUGUUUUAAACAAACAAAAGAACCAUUGAAUCCUCAUAGAAAUCAUGUCUCUUCCUCAUGUCAGUUAGGUAAACCUGUGCAGGAAAGUAAAAACGUUCUAUCAAAAAAAUCUGCAAGUGAAUCCAGAGUACAUAYCUAUCAAGAUGAGAACAAAAAAGCUGACAUCCUGGCUGAAAUGAUGCAAAAAGACCCUUAUAUAAAUGGUUCAACAUCUCUAGCCUUCAGUGGGCAAACAACAGAGACACUUCAUCCUGGGUAUGAAAUACAUCCGGCAUCUCAAAAACCAGCAGAUGCAACUGGCUGUCACRUUAAAGAAGCUUCCAUUGAAACUGCAUGGAAAGCUUCUUCUAAAAAGAGUGUGUGUCAGAACAAAUGCUCUUCUAGCGAAGACAGUGAUGAUGGACACUUGGAUAAAAUGCUGGUUCAUGAGCAGUGGAAAAGACAACUGAACCCUGCCCAGUUUAAAAAAUCUUUUACAAAGAAAAGGAGUACUGUUGUUACCAGCAAAAGGACAAACAGUGACUCAGCCCUUACAAUGAAAGGGAAAGAUACAACGACCAAUUUAAAGAAAGCUGUUAAUAGUUUCUCAGUGCAAGUAUCUCUGAAACCAUCUUCUGCAGAGGCAAUUAAUUGUUCCCAAAGUCCAGAGCAACCAGUUGAGAGACUGGGUUCUGAUCCCACACAGCAAGACAAAAGCACUGUUCUGGCUUAUGCAUGGGCAGACAGUCCCCUUCCCCUGUCUGAAAGACUUAAAGGAAGAAUCAAAAGCAAUUAGUUCUCUGUAAAAUAGAUUAUGAUAACAAUUCAUUAUCAGUUAACUGUCAUUUAAUUGACAGUUGAAGAUUUCUUUCUCAAAAUUUCUGCAGCACACUCUGUCAUUUCUAUAUGGACGCAGUUUUGGUGAAUAGGAAAUACURUCACUGGAGCUGAAGUUUGAAACUAAAAUGUUAACAGAAGUACCAAAUAAUUGAUUGUAGGCAAGUACCAGUGAUUCUGGGUGUGUUUACAUCCUGAACUUGAUACAUAAGCAUCAGGAUACCAUAUGCAAGGAUGAAGGAGAUCUGUCUAAGAAAAAGGUUUUUAUUCCCAAACAAUUGUGAGGAUUUUGUGUACAGCUAUUAGUCUUGCUUAUAAAAACRGGCUUACUAAAAUAGUGCCUGCAGUGCUGUUGGAUACUCUUAAUGAGAAAAAGUAAUGCAGCAUUUUGAAACUGAAAUUCUCCAUUCUGCUCCAUUGACUUAAUUUUGCAAGUUUUGAAAUGGAAUUUGACAUCCUGUGUUUUCUGGUUGUGUUGACGAUCUCUGAAGGACCAGAUAGAGACCCACAGCAGAUAUACCUUGCAGGGUAGCUGAAUUUAUAUCUAUCAUGCCCCGUAAKAAGCUAUUCUUUAGGUAUGUACAUCUUCCAAAAAGUGGAAUAAGCCAUGUAAGGAUACUCUGGUUUUGUAGCUGUCAUAUCUAUUAGUUAAGAAAAUUUGAUGACUGUUUUAAUUAAGCACUUAAAGUUUAGAGCAUUUUUUCUUAAAGAAGGUUGAAAUCCUAUCUAACRUUCACUUCAGUUCAUAAUAGAGUGAAAGUUACAGAAAAUCUAAUUAUGAUGUGGCAGAUUCUUUGAAUAAUAUUGUGUACAUGGGGKUUUUUUAAAGGGGAAACUUGAGUACAAAAUUACAGUUUGGAAGGUGCUCUUCCUACUUUAUUAUAGGAGCAAUCUCUGUUCAUACACCAAUCUUCAACAGUUACCUGUUGAAGGAAUGCCUCCUUGUCUGUAUUUAAGUGUUUGUAACUUUUGCUGUGCAGCAGCCAAAAGGAAGGUGACUCUUGCCAAGAUAUAUUGUUAACAAUAGAAAUUGAGGAUAUCUAUGCCUUAGUGAAAAUGUCAGUUCUUCAUAAUGGCCAAGGACCAAGUUCAGAGGCUAAAUUCUAGAUGUAUUUAAGGAASACAUAGGUAGCCUGUAGAUAAUAGUCUGUAAUUAGCCAAAAUGAUAGUUUCUUAGUUUACUCUGUGGGCAGAUAGAAAAUUUUUAUUUAUAUUUGAUUUUUCCAAAUGAGAAAUGUAUUCUAGAAAUGAGAAAAGCAUCAAAAAUAUUGGAAACUUACUUUCAGUUUUGAAGAUGAUCUUUGUCUUCUGAAGACUCUUAAGCACCGAGCUGAUGUGAGAGGGUAGCUGGAAGAAUAGUAUUGUCAAGGAGAGUAGGUGUCACCUGGGGACUGCAAAUGGAGAGAUUCAUAGCAUGACAGAAUGCUGGGGUUGGRAGGGACCUUAAAAUCAUCUAKCUYCAACCCCCAUUCCAUGGGCAGGGAACCAAUCCUUAUGGAGUGGUCAGUAAUGGAGAGAUCUSAAUGGAGUUUUUUGUGRAAAACCAUUGUUCUUGGUUAUGUAUGAAUUUUUUUUUCCCCUUGCUGAUGAUUAUGAAUACUGAAAGUUGAAAUCAAGUGUUUAAAUUUUCAUUAAUAAAAAUGCCAACAUCAUGCAAAUAAACUUUCUACUGUUCCCUCCCAGGGUAUGRGAAUGUCCUCUUGGGGGGAUCAUUCCAUUUCACCCACAAUGUGUGAAUUUCUGUGGUUUAGAGCUUUCUGUAGAAUUGGGGCAYCAGAGUGGUUUUUGGAGGCAAUUUUCUUUGUUUUCCAAAUCUGCUGGGAAUGACUGCCUUAUUGGAUGAGGAAAUGAAAAUACUGUGUCAGAAUUAUGACAAGUUCAUAUUUUGUGGAUGAUGAAAGUCAGAAAUGAGGURAGAACUGCAGAGGAAAAAAAUAUUGUGUUGCUGAUUUUUCCUACUAAUUUGGUUUCGCAAGAACAGUUCAAGCAUGAAAAGCAGAAAAUUUUMUAAUUUUUUCAUAUGUAAUGCAUCUACUUUUUGUGCCAUUUUUCUGCCACUACUUUAGAAGCAGCAAUAGAUGUGAAAAAACAACUGUGUAGGAUGCUCCCUUUUAUUUAGGCUGUAGCUGCUCACUGCAGCAAAUAAAAACAUUUAUUAUUGGGGUUGACUGUUGCUAGAAUUAAACUUGUGAUUCAUUACUGAAGGGUAAUUACAGAUUUUAAAGUGUUUUGGUUUCUCAUCUUUAUGUAAUUUACUCAUUSUGAAGAUUAGGGAUGAUUUUUCUUUGGAGCUUUCUACUGUGCUGACUGCUCUGCAACCUCUCACACUUGUGAGAAUGAUGUUUAAAUAAAUUCAGGGGGUGUAACRUAACUUUUUUCUGCAGGGAAUAUUUCUACAGGAUUAUGUUUAACUGUCUGUAAAAAUAAAUCAAUGGAUGCAUCAAC
This is a messenger RNA of Malurus melanocephalus (red-backed fairy wren), 5405 nucleotides long. RefSeq names its product GEN1 Holliday junction 5' flap endonuclease (gene GEN1). The record is from RefSeq and is a predicted model, not a curated record. The coding region runs from base 103 to 2919 and encodes 938 amino acids. The transcript is spliced from 14 exons. Gene Ontology annotation, molecular function: four-way junction DNA binding; 5'-flap endonuclease activity. NCBI's taxonomy places the organism in Eukaryota, Metazoa, Chordata, Aves, Passeriformes, Maluridae.